Messenger RNA from Helobdella robusta, 1737 nucleotides. RefSeq lists its product as hypothetical. The transcript has 7 exons. Lineage: Eukaryota; Metazoa; Annelida; Clitellata; Rhynchobdellida; Glossiphoniidae. The coding region runs from base 1 to 1737 and encodes 578 amino acids. The record is from RefSeq and is a predicted model, not a curated record.
AUGGAGAGGACCGUCCUCGUCAAUGAGGCGGAGAAUGUCAAGGUCACCGAUGAGAAGUUCAAGGUCGCAAUCGAGAAAUUUGGGAGGUCUUCCUCACCAGACCAGCACCAUCGGAGGAGUCAGCAGCAGAUGAUAAUGAAGGGAGAACGAAAAGGAGGUAAAGAUGACGUCGACGACAGCCACAAUGAUGCCAUGGAAGGCGAUUCAUCGAAAGAGAGGAGGAAGUUGGCUGAGAAGAUGAGUAUGAGGAAGAAGAAGAAGAGAGAUGAUGAUGAAGCUAAGAGGUCAGCCUCGUCAUCGUCUUCCUCUUCCUCACCACCUCUGGCUAAAAAGAAGCCACCACCUUCUUCGAGAUCUUCAUCCUCUUCAUCCAGUGCACAGUCAUCUACAUCAUCAUCGAGUCCUCCACCCAAGUCCAAAGCCAAAAGUCACCAACGCGAGUUAGCUGUCCAGCAGCAAGACCAUUCGUCGACGAAAUCUUCAAAGAAACCCCAACAGCAGCGUGAUGCAGAUGUGAAGAAACAGCACGCGGAAGAAAAGAUAAAAAGAGAUGGUAAGCAGAAGAAGAGAGCGAAGGAAGAUAGUGUUAGUGACGGAGAGGAGGGGGAGGAUGAUCGUGGAAAGGUAUCAAGGAUUGCCCAGAAGCGACACAAAGUUGCCGAAAGUGAUGACGAGAGAAGAAACGUCAAAUCCAGUGACGGCAAAAAGAUGCAAAAACCAAAGGCAAAGCGCCAUCAAUCCAGCGAACAUGAGGAUAGCGACAAGGAGGAGAUGAUGAGACGAAAAUUAGAGCAGCAGCAGAAGCAAUCAAAACCAAAACACAGACAUCACAGCAGUGAGGAAGAUGAUGAUAUUCCUCCUACUGAAAAACCCAAGCAAAAGCUAACCUCGAGGUCAGACAAAAACAUAUCACCACCAGCAAGUAGCAACAAAAGGACUAAGGACGACGACGACUCCUUUGUGGAUAGGCACAAACGUAAGCCAUCCUCUAAACAUGGAAAUGAUAAUCGCAACAGGGAUGAUUACAGUCAGUACCGUGAAGAUGAAAAUGAGAGAAAGAGGUUGAGCCACAAGAGGAGUAGACACCAGCAGCAGCAAUCGUCGCCACCCAUAGCCAGAAAAGUGGCGAUCGUACCUCCACUUACCAAAAAUGGUGAAGAUGAGGAGGAAGAGGAUGUCAGACGAAAGGUCGUCAGUAGGCCGACCGUUAAGCAUAGUAAAAGUGAUAAAAGGGAGAAAGUUGGCAGCAGUAAAAAGAUGAAGAGAAGGUCGUCGUCGUCCUCAUCGGAUGAAUCAUCAUCUUCAUCGUCAACGUCGCCUCCCCCUCAGUCUAAAAAGCAUUUGAAACGUAGGAAAAGACCGAAAGAUAGCGAUGAUGAAAGUGAUGAUGACGGAAAAAUUGAAAGGAAAGUCGUCAAGAGGAAGAGGAAGAAAGAGAGCAGCGAUGAAGAUGACAGUGAUGUGGAGAAUGUCUCGUCGAAAAAGAAAAAGAAAGAAAAACUCAGCAGAAAGCAAAAAAAACAUCACAAGCAUAAGAAAAAUAAGAGAAGGGAUGAUGACGACGACGAUGAUGAGGAUGCAAGCUCCGGUGAUGAUAACGAUAGUGAUGAUGAUGAAGAUGAUAAGAAACGAAAAGAGAAAUUCGAAAAGCAAAGGCUUUUGGACUUGGAAAAAGAGUUGAGAGAGAAAGCGCUAAGGUCCUUGCAGGAUGCCAAAUCAUCCAAAAAACGAAAUUAA